AAAGUUAAAACCCAUCCGACUCUGAUUUUCGAAAUUUCUACCUCCAUAAACCAAAUUCGAUCUCCUAUAUCCUCUCUAAUCUCACCAAAAAAAACCCUUUCUCUCUUUGAGCUAUUAUUAUACCCAAUUACCGACCCAGGGCUCUGUUUUUUCUGAUUCAGUAGACGCGGGAUGGCAUCGAGAACAGUCGCCAAAGACAUCAUUACUCUGCGAGGCUCAGCGGCCAUUGUAAGCGAGUUUUUUGGAUAUGCAGCAAACAGCAUUCUUUACAACCGAGGAGUUUAUCCUGAAGAGAGUUUCGUUAAGGUGAAAAAAUAUGGGCUUCCUAUGUUACUCACUCAAGAUGAAGGUGUUAAAUCCUUCGUUGCCAACUUAACCGCUCAACUUUCGGAAUGGCUGGAAGCUGGGAAAUUGCAAAGGGUUGUUCUUGUGAUCAUGAGUAAGGCUACAGGUGAGGUCUUAGAGAGGUGGAAUUUCAGCAUUGAAACAGAUAGCGAGGUUGUUGAAAAGGGAGUGUCAAGGGAAAAGAGUGACAAAGAAAUCAUGCGAGAAAUACAGGCAAUCAUGAGGCAGAUUGCCUCAAGUAUUACUUACUUGCCAUGUCUUGAUGAACCAUGUGUGUUUGAUGUACUGGCAUAUACUGACAAAGAUGUUGCAGUACCAUUCACUUGGAUUGAGAGUGACCCCAAACUGAUUGCAAAUCCGCAAAUGGUCAAGCUGCACUCUUUUGAUACCAAGAUACAUAAGGUUGACACUCUUGUGUCGUACAAGAACGAUGAAUGGGAGGAGCAGUAGGAGAAUAGAAAAGAAGGGCGUAUGAUCUGUGAAUCCUUUAUUCACAUUUUGUUGGAUUGAUAUGAAAUACAGUGAAGAAUGAUGUGCUGCCUCGUUUGUUAGUGAGCAUCCUUUUGUAUGUUUACCAAAUGCAGAGAAAUGAAAGAUUCUUCAGAUU
Molecule: messenger RNA, 952 nt
Organism: Rubroshorea leprosula
Lineage: Eukaryota; Viridiplantae; Streptophyta; Magnoliopsida; Malvales; Dipterocarpaceae
Source: the annotation of a GenBank genome assembly